AUGGUUCGCGGCGCAGACUUCGACAACGGUGUCCCCCAGAGCGACAACCCCAUUGAGAACGGUCCCAACAAGGCCCACGGAACCGGCGACGCUCCCGCCGACCUCAGCCGCUCCCACAAGGCUGCCCCCAUGCCCGAAGAAACUGGCUCUGGCCGUGACGUCUUCCCCGGCCAGGCUAGCGGUGGCUAUGAAAACACCUCUGGUUCAGGAAAGGGUGGCCAUGAGCCCAAGUCCACCGGUGAACAGAAGGGCCACGGUGCUCUGCCCGGUCAAUAA
Penicillium salamii is the source of this 276-nucleotide messenger RNA. Lineage: Eukaryota; Fungi; Ascomycota; Eurotiomycetes; Eurotiales; Aspergillaceae. The record is from the annotation of a GenBank genome assembly.